AUGAAGGGCAAUAUUGACAAGCCAACUUAUUGUGUUCCCUACAAGUCAAAUGAAGCAAACUAUGAAGUUGCUUGUCCUUAUAGUGAAAAAUAUGCAGUCAAUAUUGAACAUAGAACAUGCAGCUGCAGAAAAUGGGACCUGACAGAAGUUCCCUGCUAUCAUGCAAUAUCAGCAUUAUGGAUUGCAAUGAAGGACCCUAUGGAGUAUGUUGAUGAUUGUUAUAGUGUGAAGAGUUACCUUAAAUGCUAUAACCACUGCAUACUACCUAUUAGUGAAGAGCAAGAUUGGGAAGAUGCUAAUGUCCACCCACCAUUCCCACCAAUAUAUGGCAGAGCACCAGGCAGGCCCAAGAAGCAAAGAAGAAAAUCUGCUGAUAAGUUACAACAAGCCACAGAGAAGAGAACUAAGACUAGCAGAUUGAGACAAAUAUGUAAAUGCACCUAUUGUAGGGAGAGGGGCCAUAACGCCAGAACUUGCAAGCUUAGAAAAGAGGCUGGUGGUACAACCAGUCAAGAUACAGCCACUAAAGGGAGUCAAGAUGCAGGUUUGGAGUCAGAAGUUCAACUUGAUGCUAAAUUAAGUAACAUUUCUGUUGGAUGCAUCAGUCCACAUGCAAAGAAGACAACUAGAAAGUUUGGCAAAAGACCAGCUGGAAAUGAAAGUAAAAGGAGUGGAAAGACAUCUGUCCAGAACUCAUUACAAAACAGUCAAGAAGUUGAUGAGGAGAACAUGGUAUGUUCUACCCCUGUUGCUGAACCAAACCUGUAUGAAGUGUUUGGAAUUCCAGAUCCUCGUGUAACACAUAGUAGCCAACCAUUUAGAAUCAGAGAAUUUCGAAUCCAUCUUGGACUCCCACCAACCUCUUGGCUAAAUCCUAGUGGGCAACAAGGCACAAGACCUGAUGACAAGGGAAAAGCAAAAGCCAACUGA
Coffea arabica (coffee) is the source of this 930-nucleotide messenger RNA. The record is from RefSeq and is a predicted model, not a curated record. NCBI's taxonomy places the organism in Eukaryota, Viridiplantae, Streptophyta, Magnoliopsida, Gentianales, Rubiaceae.